Messenger RNA from Monodelphis domestica (gray short-tailed opossum), 4185 nucleotides. RefSeq names its product G protein subunit alpha z (gene GNAZ). Gene Ontology annotation, cellular component: cytoplasm; heterotrimeric G-protein complex. NCBI's taxonomy places the organism in Eukaryota, Metazoa, Chordata, Mammalia, Didelphimorphia, Didelphidae. Gene Ontology annotation, biological process: adenylate cyclase-modulating G protein-coupled receptor signaling pathway. The record is from RefSeq and is a predicted model, not a curated record. Gene Ontology annotation, molecular function: G protein-coupled receptor binding; G-protein beta/gamma-subunit complex binding; GTP binding.
GCCCUCCCAGACUUGCCAUUGGAGUGCCCGAGCAGCAAUCCGCUCCUGGAGGCCGGCACCGCCCAAUCUGGGGUUGGGGGAGGGGAGAGCAACAGCGGCUGGGAAGGGGGGAGCAGGCAGCUCCCAGCGCAGGGCGCAGCGCUCGGGCUCCUGGUUCGCCCGACUGGCUGUGCAGGGCUUGCGGUGGCUCCCAUCCCUCCAGCUCUCUCCACAUCCCCUUCCCCCACGCAUGCACACAAGAGCCGCCCCCUCCUCGCCUCGAAGCCCCGGCCCGGCAGUCACCCGGUGAUCGGGUCCCUGCGCCCCUUCGCUCCGCUGCGCUCGGGCUGGGGCCCCGAGAGCACCCAGCCCGGCUGGCUAUUGACGAUUAGUGUUAUUUAUAGCAAGAGGUGGCGAGAGGGAGGGGUGAGGGUGCGGAAGGAGGAGUCGGGGAGAGAGGCAGCCCAGCGAGCUCUCUGCCCGCCCGCCCGCCUGCCCCAGCUCUUCCCGGGCCGGGCUGGGCCGGGCUGGGCUGGGCCGUGGGCUCUCCCACCUCGGACUGUCCAUCCGUCGGUCUCCGACGCUGACCAGAGGUAUCGAGGACUACGGAGCGCCCGGCAGGAAGGUCAGAGGACAAGCAGGCACGUGGGCCCCCAGCCUGGGGGCGAUGGAGGGGGUCCGCGCCCGCACCCGCGCCCCAGAGAUGGGGAAAGAGGAUGCCCAGAUCUGAUGUGGAACAGCCCAAGCCAGGAGGGGCGACGAGGAAACUAGCAGCGGCAGCAUCGUGAGGCUGUACCACGUCUCCAGCCAGCCCUGGCAGCAUCACCAGAGCAACAGGAAAAGAGAGCAAAAAGGCAGGCAAACAGGGGCCAACCCCAAGCUGGGCAGCUCCUUACCUUUGGCCCGAAGGAGGGCACAUCAUUAUGCAGAAGAGCUCAGGCCAGGCCGGGGAGAAGGGACAGGGCUUGUCGUUAAAGGGAAUGUGCCACCAUUUCUUCAUCAGGCAGGGGAGCACCAUGAGAGGCAGUGAAGGCACAGGGUGUCUGAGGCUGCCCUUGAGAAGGCCUGCCCACCCCUGCCGGGCCUGAGCCGGUUGGUACAGACCUGUUGGCCCAUCAGGUACCGGAGAGUUACAUUCUUUUUCCAGAGGGUGCACCUGGCACGCGGGCUCAGAGAUACUGUAGCUGCCCGCUCCCAGACACCGAGGAAGAGAAGGAGGAGGAGAAGGGAGAGGAGGAGGAGGAGGAGGAGGAGGCAGGAGAGGGAGAGGCCGAGCCAGAGCCCAUCGCAGCUUCCCGCCCUUCGGCCGGCUCCCCGCUGCUAUACCAUGGGAUGUCGGCAAAGCUCGGAGGACAAAGAGGCAGCCCGGCGGUCCCGGAGGAUUGACCGCCACCUGCGCUCAGAGAGCCAGCGCCAGCGCCGUGAAAUCAAGCUGCUCCUUUUGGGCACCAGCAACUCGGGCAAGAGCACCAUCGUCAAGCAGAUGAAAAUCAUCCACAGCGGGGGCUUCAACCUGGAGGCCUGCAAGGAGUACAAGCCCCUCAUCGUCUACAAUGCCAUCGACUCCCUGACGCGCAUCAUCCGGGCCCUGGCAGCCCUCAAGAUCGAGUUCCACAACCAGGACCGGGCCUACGAUGCCGUGCAGCUGUUCGCCCUGACAGGCCCCGCCGAGAGCCGCGGGGAGAUCACCCCCGAGCUGCUGGGGGUCAUGAAGCGGCUCUGGGCCGACCCCGGCGUGCAGCAGUGCUUCAGCCGCUCCAGCGAGUACCACCUGGAGGACAACGCGGCCUACUACCUGAACGACCUCGAGAGGAUCGCCGCCCUGGACUACAUCCCCACCGUCGAGGACAUCCUGCGGUCGCGGGACAUGACCACCGGCAUUGUGGAGAACAAGUUCACCUUCAAGGAGCUGACCUUCAAAAUGGUGGAUGUGGGGGGUCAGAGGUCAGAGCGCAAAAAAUGGAUUCACUGUUUCGAGGGCGUCACAGCAAUAAUCUUCUGCGUGGAGCUCAGCGGCUACGACCUGAAGCUUUACGAGGAUAACCAGACGAGUCGAAUGGCUGAGAGCCUCCGUCUCUUCGACUCCAUCUGCAACAACAACUGGUUCAUCAGCACCUCCCUCAUCCUCUUCCUGAACAAGAAGGACUUGCUAGCGGAGAAGAUUCGGCGCAUCCCGCUCACGGUCUGCUUCCCUGAGUACAAGGGCCAGAACACCUAUGAGGAGGCAGCUGUCUACAUCCAGCGCCAGUUUGAGGACUUGAACCGCAACAAGGAGACCAAGGAGAUCUACUCCCACUUCACGUGCGCCACCGACACCAGUAACAUCCAGUUCGUCUUUGAUGCAGUCACAGACGUCAUCAUUCAGAACAAUCUCAAGUACAUUGGCCUCUGCUAGGGAUGAGCGGGGAUGGAUGGAUCUGUCUGCCUGUGGUGAAACCAAUGGAGAGGAGCCCCCCUCCACUUGUGCUGGAGAUCUACAAGGGGCAGCCCUCAAAGGCCGGAGGAGAAAAGGUGGGGGGUGAGGCGGGGAGCCUGAGCCAUGCUCACAGAUCCCCUCCAUUUCCUCAUCCCCCACAUUUUUUGCAAAAGUCCAUAUAUAUAAUCAGAUCUGUAGCGAGAGCUAGGUAGGUAGGUAGGUAGGUAGGUAGGUAGGUAGGUAGAUAGCUAGACUUAUACACAUAAACACAUUUGCAAAGUUCCCCAAAGAGGGCUUUCAGAGGGACGUGAAAUGCAUUCACCAUAGUCACUGUAAGCUCAAGCCAUCCCCUUCCUUUGGCUUUCUCCAGAGCCACUCCAUUCUGUGUAGGAAUGAGCCCUGGAAUGAAUGAAUGGCCCUUGAGCCAUCUCUCGACCACGGAGAAGAGGCAGAGUGGGGAGGACAGGCCCACUUUGCACUUGGUAUCCAGGAUGAAAGGUAAAGCGCUCCUCAAGGCCUGUGGGACAAGAUAAGGCAGGCCAGCAAGCGGAGGCACCCAGGUGAGAAGGGGCUUUGGGGGUCCACAAGGGCUGAUUGCGGAUGCUUCUGCUGGGCACAGGGCUUGCCCCAGCUGCCCCCACAACCUUUAGAAGCCAAGGGCACAUUCCAAAUCUGACUGUCACCCCACCUUGGAGCUGUUUACAAAAGCUUCCAAAGACAUGCAUCAAAUGAGCAGUCACUUCAUCCAAACUGGGCCGGAUGGGGGCCAGCAAUUCUUGUAGUAGUGAUGAGUUUUCUACAUCCAGGUGUGGGAUUUCUUCUUUGACUUUUUCAGGAGGGUGGGGGAGGGCAAAUCUUGUGUUUUACAGAUAAGGAAAAAAAUUAUAGAAAAUUGAAAAAAGCAAAUGAGUGUUCAUUUUAAAAUAUGGACUGUAAAAAGAAAUCGCACGAUAGUUUUUUGGCUUUUGUGUGUGUGUAUGUGUGUGUGUGUGUGUGUGUGCGUGUGUGUGCACGUGCGCACGCACGCAUGUGUAUUUUUCUAAAAGAAUUGUUUGUGUGUUUGGCUUGUUGGCUGUAAGAAAUGCCACUGGAUAGGUUUGGAUACUCGAAGGAAAUUCUGGGAAAUGUGCAACUGUUCCAGGCUCCUUGGGUUCCUGACAUUACAGGUGUAGAAUAUCAGCCCCUACAAAAAUCCAUUUGUUCCUGGUGAGGUUUUUGGUUCUAUUUUUCUUUUUUAAAACUUAGUGUAUUUGAUGAAGGUUAACAUGGGAGCUGUGAACAAUAACUAACUGUUUUGGUGUCUAAAAGAGUAAAUUCUCGGCUCUUCGGUUCAAUUAGGGAUGGAGGGGAAAGAGACAACUGCAUUCCUGGGCUCCCCGCUCUCACCUCAUCAUCACAGGCUGACACUCAGCAGCCACAAUUCCUGUGAAGGCCCAGAGAGUUUGGGUGCCUGAUGGAAGAUUAAAGGAAUACAUCAUGGGGACUCUAUCAAGAAACAUACCCUCCCAUCAUACAGUCCUUCCUUCUGCUGUAUUCCAACAACAAAAGCCUGUCUUCAGACUUCUCCAGGAAGAAAUCGGUGGUGCAAUUACACAUGUCCAGCCAUUGCCGAAGUGGCCAGCACCGAGCCUGGCCACACCCUGGGAAAUCAUCACUCUCCUUGUUUCUUCCCGUGUGGUCCAGGAUGGGUGUGAGGCUUCUCAGUCAAGGGCUUCAAGAAAAUGGGGGGGAGGGGAAAGAAAUCAAAGUCAGAGGUUGUCCACCUAAAGAAAAUAAAAUCAUCCAAAUGA